Molecule: messenger RNA, 2247 nt
Organism: Amphimedon queenslandica
Lineage: Eukaryota; Metazoa; Porifera; Demospongiae; Haplosclerida; Niphatidae
Exons: 10
Coding region: 54-2120 (688 amino acids)
Biological process (GO): cell-matrix adhesion
Source: RefSeq, a predicted model, not a curated record
UCAACUGCUGAAUCACUAAUUCACUAGCCCUAGAUCAGUUCAUGCAGUGAAAGAUGAUGAUAGUGUUUGUGAUACUUAUCUACUUCAAUGGUCUCCUUGUUAGCUCUGAGGGUAACUAUCUUCCCUUCCUUCAUCCUACUAACUAUUCAAUAAUGAAUGGCUAUGAUGAUUAUGCUGUAAAUGUGCCACUGCCCUCCCCAUUAAGAUUUGGGUCAUCAUGUCACACUGAAGCAUGGAUAAGUACUAAUGGAUUGAUUAGUUUAGGAACAAGUUUCAUUGCCUACAGACCAAAUUCUUUUCCUAUUACUACUCCAGUCAUUGCUCCAUAUUGGGAUGACAUUAACCUACAUGAGAGAGGUGAAGCACGUUAUGCUAUUAUAACUCCAACAACAAAUCUUUCAUUGUGCAAUCAAGUCAAUGAUUACUUAUCUAAUUCAACUGGUAGUAGUGUAUCUGUUGAAUGGAUACUGUGGGUCCACUGGUAUAAUGUAUGUCAAUUUACUGAUGAAUAUUGCUACAAUACUGAGUCUAAUCAUUUUCAGGUUGUAUUAGCUCAUCAAAGUAAUGCCACAUAUGCUGUGUUUAUAUACAAGUGUGGACUCAUACGAUGGACAAGACACGGAGCUGGUGUUGGUAUUAAUAGUGGCAGUGGGUAUUAUAUUAAUCAACCACUAGCUAAUACUGAUAAUGUUACUAACAUAGACUGUUAUGAUGCAGUAUCAGGAUGGACUAAUAUUGUAUACAGACUAGAUCAAGUUAUAGAUAGGUUUGAAUUCCUAUCCAUUACACCUCACAAUAUUACAGUAUCAUGGGAACUCAGAAUUCCAGUUAUUAACAGUACACUAAUUCUGAGUAUCAGUGACUCACUUCAAACAGUUAAUGAUACAAUUAAUGUUACUGGAAAUAAUGUAUACUAUUAUACUGAAAACUUGUCUCUUCGUAAUGUUUAUACUUUCAAAUUGACAUUGCCUAUGUCAAGUUGCAAUGACAGCAGAAUCAUAUCUACAGAAGUAACAAAACCUGAUAAUGUAUCUGCAUUAUAUCUAACCAAUGAAACAUUAAUAAUAAGAUUUCAAAUACAUCAGUGCUUUAUAAAUAAAGCUCAGUUGCUUUUGGUUGGAGCUAAUACUUUAAAUACAUUAGGUCCAUUGGGUAUUAAUAGUCUUCAAUACAUUGAUGAGUUUUAUACUAUACAUUGGAAUAUAAACCUAAAUGAUCAUUCAUUGUAUUACCUAACAGUAUCAGCAAUUGGUACAUAUGGAACUAGUAACUCUAAUGUAACAGAAAUAAAUACAUAUAAUGUAAAGGAUAUAAUAAUAGAGAGGAAUGAGGAUAUUGUCUGCUUUGUUUGUAUUACUGAAGUGCUCAAUGAAUGUCAAGUAUUAAUAGCAUCAACAGCAACAACACUGAUACCACAAUCAAUACAAACUAAUGGAACAUGUUAUUCAUUUACUGAUAAUGGAACAUACACUGUAUAUGCACAUGAUAUUGAGAAUGGAAUAAAGAUACUGAUACCAGCAAUAGUUAUUGAAUACACAGUUGACUGGAUUAAACCAGUUCUACCAAUGAUAUCAUCAUACACAGAGAAUGUUAUAUUUUCAAGUACUGAAAAGUUUAUUGUGUACCAAACAAGCAGCAAAGGAUUGAUAUUCUCAAUGUAUAGUUCAGCAAUGCUAACUACUACUACUACUGCUACUACUACUGCUUUCACAACUACUACUACUAAUAUUGGUCAGCAAAGUCAAUCACAGGUAGUACUGGGAGUUCUCCUUGGACUCACAACAUUUGCUGUUCUCAUACUAUCACUAGCAAUUAUUGUAAUACUGAGGAAAAAAGGUAAAGCAAAGUCUGAAAAUUCUAUACCUCGUACUAAAGAGACUUAUUGUGAAAACCAAGUUCACACUUACGAAAACCAAGUUAUUUAUGAAAACCAAGUUGCUACAAAAGAAGAUCCAACAUAUGAAAUGAUAAACAAUGAAAUACCAUCAAUUAAUACUAAUAACUACAGCAACUACACUUCUCUUAGUGUCAGUACUACUGAUAAGUCAACUGUAUAUGAUGUCCCAGGGACAAGGCCUCAAGUCUCAUCUCGCCCAUACAAAGUUGGACAUUUUAAUUGAUGUACUGUAAUUCAUAAACACACACAAAUAUGUACUUUAAAGUAUCGUAGUAUGGUGUGUAAAUGCUACACAAAGAAAUGUAUUGUGCUUAAUAUAGUAAAGUAAACUUAACAAACAACUUAGCAAA